AGAAGACUGUUAUUAUGAUGGUUAUUUUACUAAUAGGCUGUCGCUCAGGAUGCCUUUCUCCGUGCUUUUAUUAUGAGAUUAUCAUUAAUGUUUCCAAUGUGUUUUUAAUGUUCUGCACUGCCAUGAGAUCUUCCAACGACUGAAUUGACAAUCCCGUGCAAGGCAGUAGCUGAACUUGAUGGUGUCGUACUGGAAGCUAGGAAAGUGCGGAAGCAGAAGACAUAAGUCCCAGCAGAGAAAUGGAGGCGACCCUGCAGAAUGUAGAUAUGCAUGCACUGGGCUUGCAGUUACGGAACCACGGGAAGCGCGCGAAAUCCUGCAGGGAGCUGGCCUUGCGCGCGCCCCACUCUCGCCUCCCAUCCCGCCACGAUCCUCCCGCGGGGACGUCGAGGGAUGUGUGGGGUGUGCCCCCUCAGCCCGAGGUGGGGCUCGGCCGGGUCGGGUCGGUGGCAACACUUCGUUCUCCCGCUGCUGCUUGCCGAUCCCGGAGCCACGUGGUGGGGCCUAGGGACGCUGCUUGGGAGGCUUGAGAGGCUGAGCCUACGAGGGGGACGGACCUGCCGGUUGUGCACGUCCAGGAUCUGCUGUUUUCUCUGCAAUCCCCUCCGCGCCCCUCGGAGAAGCUUCCCACCAGGGCUGGCGAGGCGAGGAGCACAGCAGCUCUCUUCCGACGGGGGGGGUAAUAAAGCGGGGUUCCCCGCGCUACCGCCCCUCCCGCCCCUUUGGCGAGCCGAGGCUUCAGCCCUUCCUGUUUACGGUUGCUGUAGCUACGACGGCAGCCCUCGACGCCUUGCUGUCGCUCCUCGAAGGAUUAGGUCUUUUCCCUUCAAGCCCCGGGAGGCUUCCUAUGCAGACACAGCAGCGACUGAGACGGUCAGAGUGGAGAAGACGCGUCUGGAUGAGCGCCAGAGGGGGACUCUUUCCUCUGUCACAAACCUAGCCCACCUUCCCGCAGAGUUGCUCAAGGUGGUGUUCUUGCUUCUUCAUUAUAUCCUCACAACCACCCUGUGAGGUUUUAUUGAAAAAAAGAACUUUACCCUUCAGUGCAAAAAACCCCUAUUCUGUUAAAUCAAAAUGAAGGACAUUAGGAUUAGUUUCCACAAACUUUACUCAUUUUCAGCUACAUUCACAGUUCCAUAAGAAGAGUUUCAAAAGGUGGAAAAUGGAAUCAGAUAUUUUCAAGAGGAAAGACUGUUUAUCUCAGCAGGUUGUAAAAGAUUUGCCAGCCCAAGCAUCAUGUCAUAGCACAACUGAUGAAACAACGGGAUCUUCCUUAAGUCUGGGUUGGGUAAGCAGCACAAACAACCCCUUUCCUGCACAGUUUACAUCCUUGAAUACGUCCAGCACACUGGAAAGAGACGUUGGCCUACCUGGUGACCUAGGCCACCUUCAAAUCUUUCAGGAUGCCAAGCCAUUCAGUUACACAGCCAGCUCUAUUCUUUUUCCUCACUUAUUACCACCAACUCAGGCAGGAACAGUCCCUGCUGGUAAAAACAGUGAAACCCUGGGAAUCCCAAAUGCUGCCAUCGCUGCUACUUCUCCUCCUCCUCUGAUAACUCAAGAUGCUAUAUGCUGUCAAAACGGGAAACAGAGUCCAGGGCAGCAGGAACAGCUCAUAAUGCACCAGAUGGAGCACCUUCAACAGCUAGUAGUUGAACAGCAGAAAAUAAUUUCGUUCUUUAAUUCAGGCUUUUCAGCUUCUGCUGGUAUUCCACCUCACCUUCUUGCUAUGAUCCCAUCCCUUCCAGGAGUCCCAGCUGCUUUAUUCCCUGUCCAAUUCCCUUUGGAGAAUUCUUUGCAAGCUCAGAAUAAUGGAAGCUCACAAACCAGUCCCUUAAUAAUAAAGCCUACUUUGCAGCAACUUGCCACAGAAACCUCAGCAAACAGCAACUUCUUAGAAGUUUCAAGGGAGCACCCUGAACCUCACGAAAAAGAAGCAAGUCUGCCAGGUGGAGAACCUUGGCUUGAAACUUCGCCACCUGUUACAGAACAAAGAGGGGAGCAACAAUUAGAGGAAAAUGCUUCUCUUUCCCCCUUUGGAUUAAGAAUGAACACGAAGACACGGAAUGUAGAUGACAGACCAAUCAGACCUGGAAUUGGAGUGAGGCGGAAGACAUUUGAGGAAUUUGUUGAGGAGCAACUUAAAGUCGAUUCUCAACAAGCAGAGAAGCAGCAACAGAACUCCCAUGAGACUAAAGCCACUGCUCAGAAGUCAUUUCUGAAACGUGGGGAAGGGACCGCAAGGCUUGAAAAAAAGAGAAACAGUGUUGGCAAGGAACCAGCCAGACUUCCUAGACACGUUAGCUUUGAUUGUCAAAAUAAUUUCUCAUGGCCUUCACAAUGGGAUGCAGAAGAACUAUUGGGGAAACACCCACAACUGAAAAGGCAGGUCACUAGCCCCACCGCGCUGAUCAUGGAUGAUGAAAACACACAUUGUAUCACCUUCAAGGGUGAUGUAAAAGGCCAGCUUCAUAAUUGCGAGCGGAGGUCAGAUGAAAUAAAAGACAGCAGUGAAUCUGGUGGUUGUGAUAGCAAAGGGAUGGUAAAUGGAGAAGUAUCUGGCGUACCACCUCAGUUUGACAGAUCCAAAUGUUCACAGGAAUGUCAUGAACAAAUAAUUGACAUUAAAGCAAAGGUGACUGAAAAAAAUGAAACCUCAAGUCUUGGGUCUCAAGAUCAUUUGGUUAGGGUUGACAAGAGAUCCCUGGAUUUUAAGGUUCCAAUGUGGCUUAUGGAGAACAUAGAAGACAGUGUAUCACAGGUUGUAGGAAGGUCCAUGGAUGCUUCACCAGAUGUCCCUGAGCUUCAUAACUUAGAAAGCAACCAAGACAAUCAAGAGGAGCAGAGCUCUGGACUUCAGGUUGCUCAAAGCGUGACUCAGAUUAGACAAUGUGAAAAUGAGCAUUGUGUUGCUGAGGGGAAAAGCCCAGAGGGCCAAGUGGAAGUCAACCCUGGAUUUAAGAAAGUCAAUGAUCGAAUAAUAAAAGUUACACCUAAAUCAGAUAGAAAAUGUGUCACCAGAAUGGCUAAUUUCCAAAAGAACAGCAAUGCAGGUGCUGCUAAUGCUUGGGGAGGAAAAGCCCUCUCUAGUGAUUCACUCUGCACAUCUACUGAUAGUGAAGAUGAACCUAAAUCUCAUUGCUCUCAGUUCACAGUAAAGCCUAGUAACCAUAGACCAGCUAACAUUGGCAAGAACAUGGAUCUUUCCGAUGCUGACUAUGCCACUGACGAACCCAGUGGAGCUGAUGAUUACUCAUUGAAAAACCAUGGAAAAUUGCCUGCCAGUAAGUUUGGUGUCCAGGAACCAGCAGGUCAACAGGAGGCCACUCUUAUCACAAGUAGCAGCAGCAGCAGCAAUGAAUCUAGUGUUGAUGAUGGCAGCCUGAAAUUUGGAAAGACUCUCUCCCUCCUUAGAAGACCUUCCUGCCACCCCUCAAAAACUAGAAGAGGAGGAAGGAAGUCUAAAACACAGAGCAACGGUGUUGCCAGCAAUUACAGUGCAGAGUACAAUUUGCAACCUCCUUCCUUGACAAGUGAACUUGUGGCCAACCUUUUCCCUGCUUUCAAAAGCAAAGCAAAUGUAGAUGAUAAAAGAGCUAUCCCAGAGCAAGUUCAGAAAAGGCACACUGAUAAGUUAGAAUGUGAACCGGAAGUUCAGGUGCGUCAGAGAGAAACUUCUCUCCUAGCUCAGAUGAAAGAAGAACAAGCAAAAGCCAUGGACUUUCUGAGAAGACAAAUAAACCAAUUUGAGGCCAAGAGGUUGCAGAAGUUGCAUUCCCUGGAACAGUGCAAGACUGAGGAAGCCCUGAAAUUGCAGAAAGAAAAGGCAGAAUUUGAGAAGCAUACGACAGUAGGUAAAGGAGAAUCAGGGGAAAUACAAAUGUUAAAGCAGCAAAUAGCAGGGCUGCAGGAGGAGUUCAGAAGGAAUGAGACCCGCUGGCACGCUGCCCAUGGCGAGCUGAGAAGCCAGGUCGAAGCACUGACCAAACAGAACCUGGAGCUUCAAGACGAGCUCAGGGUCUCUGAGCAUCAGAAGAUGGAAAGCGAAAGGAAACAUGGAGCCGUGGAUUCGAUUGGCAGAAAAAGAGAAACGCCGGUCUCAGCAGCUAUUUUGAGAGGGACACCACCUGAAGAAACCCUGGUAGAGAAACUGUCGCAAAAUAGCCACAAGAGCCCUGACAAUAAGCUUAUGGGAAGGAAAAUAGUACCACCAGAUGAACUGGCCCCUAGAGAUUCACAGGCAACAAGGAGGGCUCUGCAAAGGUCUGAGUCACUGAAAUCUGCAGCAGGAGAACAAAGAGUGAAGAGCCCAUGUAAAGCAGUUCAUAACAGAAGUGUGACACCCAUAAGCCAGAGGACCCCUCAUCAAACACAGUUUGGACUACAGAAAGCUUUGCCUCAGUUGGCUCACAGUCAGCUGCACAGUUAUGGAAGGAAGACACCCGUGUCUGAAUCAGAACCAAGCGUACUUACGAGCCCAGCUCUGCAUGUGAAAGGCACGUUCUCUUCCACUUCUGGGAGUUCAGACGACACAGCAUUUUUAAAUAGUCAAAGCAACGACAGUUUAAGCACCACAUCCUUGAGUAAUGUGGAAAUACAGGUGAAAGAGAAUCCUAGCCAUAAAAGGGUUCAGAGAUCCAAUAAAUCUUCUGAGCAAGUGGUUUCUAUGUCCACCUCCAGGAAAAACAGCAUUGCCUCAAAUGGCAGGAAUACACCUGUGGAAAAUCUUCCUAUUUUUGUGGAAACUAAAAAUAAGGCUUCUCCUCUCAAAUCAAUACUGUCCAGAAGAGCAUCACUAUAUACUGAAAUAAAGGAGGAUGGGGAAGUGAAAGAAAUAAUAGAGUACCCCGAUGGAAAGGUGAAACAACUGUUUACUGAUGGGCGCAGGAUUACUAAAUAUCCAAACGGGACAAAAAUGGAGAUUAGCACAGAUAAAAGAACAACUGUUGUUACUUUUUACAAUGGAGAUAUUAAGAAGAUCUUGCCAGAUCAGAGAGUGAUUUAUUAUUAUGCAGAGACACAAACAACCAGAACCGUUUUCCCAAAUGGAUUGGAAGUGCUGCAGUUUCCUAAUAAUCAGAUUGAAAAGUACCACCCCGACGGUACUGAAGAAAUCGUGUUUCCAGACCAGACUGUGAAACGCCGCUAUGAUGGAGGUAUGGUGGAAGAAACUGUUUUCCCAGACGGUACAGUUGUGAAAGUGGAAAAAAGUGGAGUUAAAACCAUCCAGUUCCAUAACGGGCAAAAGGAGAUUCAUAUGGCACAGUCUACGAGAAGGGAAUACCCUGAUGGGACUGUCAAGACUGUCUAUGCAAAUGGCCAGCAGGAAACCAAGUAUUCUUCAGGACGGGUUCGAAUCAAAGAUGGGAAGGAGAUCGUCAUCCUGGAUAAGGAGUAACUUGUGCUCUCUGGAUGGUGGUCUUAGCAUUUCAUUAUGUUCUCUUAUGUCGUGUUUCAUGAUGCUAUGUUAUAGUUUAUUUUUUAUCUCAUCUUUUGGCCAGAAAGGUCUCUGAAGUGUCUCACAAAAAUACAAAUACAGUUGUACCUUGGUUCUCGAAUGCCUUGGUACUCGAAUGUUUUGGGUCCCGGACGCCACAAACCCGGAAGUUAGUGUUCCAGUUUGUGAACUUUUUUGGAAGCCGAACAUCCGACAUGGCUUCCAAUUAAGUGCAGGAAGCUCCAAUGAAGUGCAGGCUUCCAAUUAAGUGCAGGAAGUUAAAAUGGGUGCCUCAGUUUUGAGAAACUACAGUGCUAAAUUUCCAUUGCCUCAGGUUUGAUGGAAAAGGAAGGGAGAACUGGGUAUCAUUGGCAUAUUGAUUGGACUGCACUCAGACGCUACAGAUGAUCCCACAGUUUCAUGGAGAUGCACGGGGAUGGGAUAAGAUGGAACCCUGUGAGAUGCCGUGUGUCAAAGGCCAAUGAGUGUAAUGUUUAAUUCCCCAGCAAUAUCUUCUGGGGUCUACCAUUUAGGGAGGACCAACGCCAGUACAAAACUCUGCCACUCGGCCCUAAUGCGGUAGGGUGGUUCAGAAUGAUAUCAUAAGCUGCUGAACUAAUGAACUUGUAUUGUACUUUUGUGUGUGUGCUUAAUUUGGUGUGCAUUGCUGUAAUAUUUUAUUAUGAUCUGGCAGUUUGUAUAAAUAAACAAACAAAAUCAAUCUACCAAGGCCACCAAAAAACAGUUUCUGUCCCAGAUGUAAGCCAUAAUCCUAACUGAAAUGAGUCUAUACAAUUUGUCUCAUCCAGAACCACCUGGAGUUGAAGUCACCACCUUGCCCCCCCCCAAAAAAGGGACACUAACUAUUGGUUGUUCAGGUCAGAGGGAUCCAUAGCGGUGGUGGGUUUUCAACAGUAGUCUCAUACAGCCUCCUAGGGGAAGCCCUGACUGUUAAAGUGGUGUAGCCAUUGCUCUAUGGUGCAGAUGGGUCCUCAUAGUGGCAUCCUUCCUCCAACUUUUGUGGGAAUCUUAUAGAUUGUGGCAUAACGUGUGCCAACAUAGCUGCAGCACAUGCACCCUCUGGUGUGAAUGACAUACAGGAUUGCUCGUCCCGCUCAUCUACUGGUUAAAUAAGCUUUUAUUUGAUUUCUGGUGUUCUGGCUGCAAUUCUUUGCUCAUUAAUUUGUGUAUUUCUUUUAUUACACUUUUGACAUGGAUCCCUU
Messenger RNA from Podarcis muralis (Common wall lizard), 6660 nucleotides. RefSeq lists its product as uncharacterized. Gene Ontology annotation, molecular function: tubulin binding. Gene Ontology annotation, biological process: cilium assembly; centriole elongation. Lineage: Eukaryota; Metazoa; Chordata; Lepidosauria; Squamata; Lacertidae. The record is from RefSeq and is a predicted model, not a curated record. Gene Ontology annotation, cellular component: centriole; centrosome.